AUCGCUGCGGCAGGGCAGGGCCAGGGUUCUCGUGGGGGGGUGCGAUCUGGUGUUUGGAUGGUUUAAAUGCUGGCCCAGGUAGACUGAAAAGGCAGGGUCAGACCGAUUCUCCUCACUCUGCUGCAACACUUACUCGUACCUUUGCGGUGCUGAGGCUUUGUGUUUACAAGCUUUACGGCAACUUGGCCUGCUGUGUGAUGAACUGAGGCUGUGGGACUGCUCUGGAUUCCUGGUCUAUGGACUCAGUUUGGUUCUUAUUGUUUGCAUGAGUUGUGUCUCUUCUCUGCACAUUGGGUGUUGGUUUUUCUUUUUUUAAUUGGGCUCUUUUGGGUUUCUUGCUUUGUGGCUGCCUGUAAGCAGAUGAAUCUCAAGACUGCAAUUUAUAAAUACUUUGAUAAUAACUGUACUUUGAACUUGGAAAAAAAUAUUCUCUUACGUUCAUUUGGUGAUCUACAAUCCUGCACUGUUCUGUGGAUUCUGCAGUAUUACAGUGCCCCCCUCAUAAAAAUAGAAAUUAGUUCAAUGUCUAUAAAAUUGUUUUCAAAAGGCCUGAGUUCUUUGUACAAUAAUAAUGCAAGUAUUCUUUUUUCUUUCCGUAUGUUACAAGGAUGUUUCAGGGACUGGAGGACCUGAACUAUGAGGAAAGAUUGAAUAGGUUAGGACUUUAUUCCCUGGAGUAUAUGACAAUGAGGGGAGCUUUGAUAAAGGUAUACAAAGUUAUGAGGGAUAUUUGUGGGGUAAGUGCAAGCUUGCUUUUUCCACUGACUUUGGGUGAGGCUUGAACUAGAGGCCAUGGGUUAGGGGUGAAAGGUAAAAUGUUUAAGAGGAACAUGAGUGGGAACUUCUUCACUCGGAGGGUGGUAAGAGUUUGGAGCGAGCUGCCAGCAGAAGUGGUGGAUGUGGGUUCCACUGGAACAUUAAAGCGAAGUCUGGAUAAAUACGUGGAUACAAGGGGUAUGGAGGGCUCUGGUCAGGGUGUGGGACUAUGGAAGGCAGGAUCACAGGUCAGCUUGGACAAGAUGGACCAAAGGGCCUGUUUCUGUGCUUUAGUGCUGUAUGUCUCUGUAGAUGUUAUUUUUAAGCACUGUUUACUUUGAAUGUGUAACAAUGAGUGUUGGGAAUAGUUUUCCAGCAGACGCCCCUUUGGUUUGCCAUGGCCUUGGUGAGUCUGAUGGUCACCUACGAGGAUGACUCUGUGGAAGUUCGGUUUACAGAUGGCUCCAGCCUGCAGCUCUCUCCUUGCGGAUCAGAGUUUAUGGUUGAGAAGGGUCCUACACAGAACUUGCACCCUUUGCAGAGCAGCUGCCGGGUCCGGCAGCGAACGCCAUUCGUCAUCAGCAUUUACAAGGAGCAAGUGCUACAUGCAUUGGAAUUCAGGAAUCGGUUUGCUUCACGGCCUUACCUCCCCGCAAAUCUGAUCACUGCAGACAAGCUGUUGAAUGUGUUCUACGAUAUUUCUAAAGUGAGGUGGCCCGGUGCCAGUAAUGAAGGUGCGGUGACAGUUGCUGGUGAUGGUCGGGUUACAGUCUGCUCUCUGGGAGGUUUCGCCUUCCUCCACUUAUCUCCCUCUCGGCUUGAGUUCACUGUGGAUUUCCUGGCACGAGUCAGCCAGUCUGCCUCGAGCAAGUCACAUCGUAAACUGGAAUCAGCACAGAACGAUGAACAUUACAAAAAUCAGGAAAAUGUGGAGCCCGUAGGACUGACCUCUGGGCACGAUGUUUCGGAGAGAAGAGCCCAGAGUCGGCAGAGUGAAGCCUCAGCAGCCACUCGUCCCCAUGGUUCACACCUCAAGGGCAGAGGGCCAACAGGGAUCCAUUCCAAGCACAUGUACCAGUACACCUGGGUGGUUCAGCACCACACUGUGUCCUGGUGCCCACCAGAGUGGCGGCACCCUCUGCAUCUGGCACUUCACUAUAAUCGCCAGCAGGAUAAAUCACCAGACCCAAGUGGGAUGGGUGACCACACGGGCAGUCCUGGCACACUGGUGCCUGCUGCAGUGCCAGAAGUGACAACUGUCCUUCGAGGUUCACUGCCCCUUAACUGCCCAGCCCCACAUCUUCACAGGUGGCGAUAUAGAAAUGUGCUGAAUCCAAGAGUGCUGGACCUGGAGAGCUGCCUGUGUUCAGAGCCAGUGAAAAUGAUUUGGUACCAAGGGGUGGUCUACAGGGUUAUUGCUGGGUCAGUGACCUCUGUGGAAAUUUACCCAGGAGAUGGUUCUGUUCUCAAGCCCCACGAUGCCACGAACAGCUACUUCACUCAUUAUUGGCCAGGAUGCGCUGGUGAGCAGGGAGAAGAGAGAAUGUACAGAGUGAGCAGCCUUCCUCCGGACAUACCAGGCUCCAAAUACUCCAUCUGUUCCUUGGUCACGCAUGCAGUCAGGAUUCUGCAGUUCCAGAACCAGUUGAAGCUGUCUCUCAAACUGCUCGGGAUGUGCUGCUGGCAAACGGAGGAGUUCCAGCCAGGCCAUUCUAACCAGCUCCCACUUGUUCUCACUGAGAAAGUGAUUGAGAAUGUUGGAAGAUUCCUGGCAUUCUCCGAUGGACGCGUCCACAUCAGUUUCUGCAACGGUGUGAGACUGAACACGUCCUGGGACUCUGGGUCGCAGCACAGGCGAAAGGAGCAGGCCUCGUCUUCGCAGUGGAAUCCCUUGAUCUUGCCUGUGGUGUUAAGUGAACCAGAAACAGACAUGAAGCCUGGUUGGUUCCAGUUACUGUUCCCAGAUGGAUCCUCCCGAGUGGUGCAAUUGCAUUCUGCUGGAAGCUACAAGAGGUACGUUGCUGCUGCAGCUGACUGGUGUCGACAUCUGAGUGACAACCCACAGCAGAGGAAAUCCUUGGACGAGCCCAAACUACAGGCGUGUGGGCAGCGCCACAAUUGGUCUGUCAUCUCAGAACUUCAAAAAAUCCAAAGGUUUAACUUUCUGCUAGAGAAUUCCAGCUGUCUGAAGCGAGAGCCCUCAUCGCUUGACCAUUCUGUCACUCAGCGGCCUGAGGAGACCAGCCACUCGGAGGCAGAGGAGGGCUGGAGCGUCGAGGGAGCGCUGACAAAGACAGGCAGGGCGAUCCAAGAUAUCGAGCUACUGCUAGAGGCGAACCGGGAAGUGCAGAGGGAAAAGUCACGGAAGAGAGGCAAAGAGUUGAGCACUAUCAGGGAAACAAAGGGGUGCAGCGGGUAACAGAUCAAUGUCCCCUGGUCUGAGGUUGAAGCGGGGAAGGCCAGAUCAAAGAACCUAACCCAGGGAUUUGAUCAGUUACAUUGCUUGUCACUGUGCAUUCAAAGGCGUAUCGUGAACUUCGGGGUAAUGGACUCUCCAUCUAGUUGAAUUCCAUGUGAUUAUGGUGCCCUCUUGGUCUUUAGAAGAUGCACAAAUACUGCAGAGAUGAGGGUUCCGAGGUGGUGGAGGCACAUGAGACUGCGGACCUGAAACAAUGCACAAUCUGGUGGAGGAUCAGCAGAUCGAGCAGCUGCUGCGGGGAGAAGAAUUGUCAACGUUUCAGGUGGAAACCCUGUGCCACAGGGGAGGGAGAAGAGUGGAGUCAGGUAGAGGAGGGGAGUGAUAGAAUUGGGGAAUGGGCAGGUAGACGGAGCCAGGUAGAGGGUGAGGGUGCAACAGCAAAACUCCACCUCCCUAUGGUGACCAUGGGGGUGGUCAUGUGGCUGUCCGAAGCUGCAACAGAUGGGAACCACCGUUUGGGGUGUCAGAAUUCAAUACUGCGAGGAGUCUGUACAUCCUCCUGUGGGAUGUGUGGGUUUCCUCCAGGUCUUCCGGUUUCCUAUAGUCCAAAGGUUAGUAGGUGAUUGUAAAUUGCCCGUGAUUAGGCUAGGGUUAAAUUGGGGAGGGCCAGAAGGGCCUGUUCCGCGCUGUUUCUCCAAAUAAACAAACAGUCGUGCAUGGUUUAUUAUAGGGAGGUUUUACCAGGAUGUUGCCCGGACUUGGGGAUCUGAGUUACAAGGAGGGGUUGUGUGUACUCUGGGACUUUAUUCCUUGCAACAAGAGUGACCUGAUAGAUCAUAAGGGGUUUAGUCAGGGUGAAAGCACAUCGUCAUUUUCUCGGGGGGGGGGGGGUGUAGGUGUCAGACAAAGGUGAGAGAUUAGGAGCAACUCCUUCACAAAAAAAGUGGUGUGUAUUUGAAAUGACCUGCCAGAAGUGGUGGUUGAGGUAGGUACAUUAGCAAUAUAUAAAAGCCUUCCAGAUAAAUACAUGGACUGCAAAGGGUAAAGAGGGAUAUGGACCAAACACAGGCAGCAGGACUUGCUGGCAGGGCAACUAAGUCGGCAGGUAAGGGCAUGUUUCCCUGCUGUGGAAUCUGUGACCAAUAUGCAGUGCAGUCAGAGACUAUCGUUCACUUGAGACACAAAGAACAUCUCUCCUCUGAUGGACAAGAAUGGGGAUAUUAGUACCAGCCAGUGUUUAUUCUUCAACCAACAACACUUAAAGAUUCAAGAUUGUUUAAUAUCAUUUGCAAUAUACAAGUGUAAACAAAAACAAAAUAAUUAUUAUUCCAGAUCAGAUGCAAUGCAAAAAAAAACCCACAAAGGAGCACAAUAAUAAUUCUAAAAACACUCUUAAAUAUAAAUACAUAAGAUAACUGAAAUAUGUAGAUUAUGUCCAUAAACUAACACUAGGCACACGUAUCUGUACAUAAAGUGACUGACAGGUGGUUGGGGAUGUGGAGAGGUGGGUUAAUGGAUAGACGUUGUUGAUCAGAACUGCCGCUUGGAGAAAGUAACUGUCUGAGUCUGGUGGUCCUGGCGUGGAUGCUGUAUAGUCUCCUCCCUGAUGGGAGUGGGACAGACAGUCCAUGAGCAGGGUGGGGGAAAUCCGUCAUGAUGUUGCUGGCCCUUUCUGCGUAUAUGUCCUUGGUGGUGGGUGGGCUGGUGCCAGUGAUGGGUUGGGCAGUUUUGACUACCUGUUACUAAUGAAACCUGGCAGCUUCCUACAAUAAUGAUUGUAUGCAGAGCAAAGCCCUGGUCGUAGACUGCUCUGGACACCCUGAUGUGAGUGAAACCUUGCUGUUGCGGGUACUCUGCACCAGCUGGUGUGUCUUGCACAGACCUGUCCCUAGUCUAUCCUCUCGAUGUUGUAGAAAUUAAUCAUAGUCUUGCUUCAGGACAGUGGACUCCCCAUUUUACCCAGUAGGAUCCACAAAUACCAGUGCAGUUACUGAUCACUUAAGGGUGGGAAGUAGUCUGCAGGCCAUCCACGCUCUGAGAGGGAAAUAAAUCUUAAAGCUCGACAGCAGACAGUUCUCAUCUAUCUGUAUAGUCCUUUUCCUAGGGGCAGGGAAGUCUAAAGCCAGAGAGCAUAGGCUUAAGGUGAAAGGAGAAAAAUUUCAAGUUGUUUAAUGCAUUUCCAGUUCACGAGUGUAAGGGAGAAUAAAGUAAGAUCUGAUUCAGCACACAAAAACAUAAUAAGAUAGUGUUUCCACCGAGGGUGGUGGUUACGUAGUGUGACCUGCCAGAGGAAACUAUAGAAGUGAAUGUAAUCACAAUGUUUAAGAGACAUUGCACAGGUAUGUGUAUCAGAGGUUUAGUGGGGUAUGGGCCAAGUGCAGGCAAGGAGGACUUGCCUAGACAGGACAGAACAGCACAGAACCUUUGGCCACAAUGUUGUGCUGAACCAGUCAAAUGGCUAACUAAUCUCUCCUGCCUACACGUUGUCCAUGUCCCUCCAUUUUCCUCACAUUCAAGUGCCUAUCUGAAUGUCUUAAAAAUCCAUGUCUCUGCUUCUACAGCCAUUGCAGGCAGCAGAUUCCAGAUGCCCACCACCGUCUGUGUAGAGAGUUAGCCAAGAUGGACAACAUGGACUGUGUGAAUACUGUGGUGCUCUGGAUCCAUUCAAUGAAUAACUGCACUUUGCAAACCCCUUCCAGGGAAAGGUUAAAGCUUCAAAGGUUCCCAGCUCCAGGAAAUAAUUGUGGAUUCUUUCAGCAAGAACGUAGGAAGAAUUUCCUACUUAAAGGUGGGGCAGGGUGGGGGAAGAGAGGCCACACCGCAAAGUAACUUGUAUGUGAGUGUUUUGACUUAGAAUGAGAUUUAAUAUAAAUGCUAAUCUUUCUUGCGGUCUCUUGCACUACUACAGGUUGGCCUCAAAAGCAGAAGUGAAAGCACAUGUUUUGGAUAUAUAUACUGAUGAUUUUUGCAAGUUCUGUAGAUUGUAUUGUGCCAUUCUGUACCUUAUAGUGAAUAAAAUGUGGGGGUUGUUUAUUUCAAA
Hypanus sabinus (Atlantic stingray) is the source of this 6215-nucleotide messenger RNA. RefSeq names its product chromosome 7 C5orf34 homolog (gene c7h5orf34). Lineage: Eukaryota; Metazoa; Chordata; Chondrichthyes; Myliobatiformes; Dasyatidae. The record is from RefSeq and is a predicted model, not a curated record. The transcript is spliced from 12 exons. The coding region runs from base 1154 to 3175 and encodes 673 amino acids.